This is a messenger RNA of Uncinocarpus reesii 1704, 1458 nucleotides long. RefSeq lists its product as uncharacterized. Bases 1 to 1458 code for a protein of 485 amino acids. The record is from RefSeq and is a predicted model, not a curated record. The transcript has 3 exons. NCBI's taxonomy places the organism in Eukaryota, Fungi, Ascomycota, Eurotiomycetes, Onygenales, Onygenaceae.
AUGCCACCCUUACCUGGAGAAGAGCGUGCACUGACGCUAUUUGCGGACGUUCACUAUUAUUUCUCGCCACCGUCUCCGCGGCCUUUGCUCCACCGAUUUGAUAAAGGAUCCUACCUUUACAUAUACCACGAUGCGGCGCAGCGCAAGGCGCGAAUCGAAAUCGCAAAUAACCCAGGCUUUCCUGAACAAGAUGCUUUCGCCGGCUCUUUGGGGACCGCCCUGUUGCGAAAUUCAGAUACAUUCCCGACGCUUUUCACCCUGACGGUUAACGCCCAGCGCCCGAGCAUAUCGGGGGAGCUACCGAACCAAGCUGAGCAUGAAUGGUCACUGGCCAGCGGACACCCGCAAGAUACUAGCGGCGCCCUCCAUCAACUCCAUACAUUGGAUAUAUACUUCUGGACCACAGAGGAUGCACGGCUCUUCCUUUCGACAGUGCAGCGAAUCUUGCAGCCGACCCAACUUGAUAUUAUUGCGACUCAGCCGGCAAUGCAUGCAGCACCCGUAAGCACCGUUGUGCAGCAAUUGGAGCAAGUCGCCAUCUCUAAUCCGGGGUACCACAACAAUUACGCGGGUGAGAUAUCGCCAACUGGAUCCGCAAAUCUUCCUCCACCUCCCGCCGGUGGUCCUCCAAAACAACCUACGGCUAUUAGUCAGCCCUCGAUGGGGUCCGCGAAGCCCUUAGAUAGACCUGAGGGGCAGCCUCCCACUCAAGCCCAGGAGGAGAAGGCAGAGCUCUAUACCCCUCUCGCCUACAAUCCUGCAGCUCCCGCUGCACCGGAGCCAAUCAAACACCGCGAGAAAACUCCUCCGCCAUCGGAUUCCGCAUCCGGAACGGGGCUGGCGGCUGCGGCCGCUAAGGAGCAAGGCAUGCCUUUUACGCAGUCCGCGUCGAUCGGACUCUCCCAGGGAAGCCAUAACCAAAUGCAAGGGUAUAAUCAGCAGACAUCUGUCUCUUCGCCGCCUCCUCACGGGGGUAGUCUCUCAUUUGGACCAACCGCUGGACCACCCUCAACAGGCCACUCGGCGACCCUCAGCUACCCACCACACCCUCCAGCCCAAGAACCCACCACGGGAGUGUACCGGCAACAGAGCUUUGGACCACCCCCGGGCGGCGAAUACAACCAAUUCCAGCAACAGCAGCAACCAGCCGUGACUGCCUACAAUCAGCAACAACCUUAUGGUCAGCCGUAUCAACCCCAAGCUUCGCAGCCUCAGCCCCCGCUUGGGGGAUACUCGGAUUAUUCAUAUAGCCAGACCCAACGGCCCAUGGCCAACCAAUACGACGUGCAUAACCAGGUAUACAGACCCACCGAAGGCGAACACACGUACCAUCAAAGGCACGGAUCGGGAAGCCUGGCUCCGUCAGGUGAUAGGAAGCCUAGCAAAAUUGCCGAGAACGCGAUGCGUGUUGAGAAAGGGGUUAAUAGGCUUUUCAAGAAAUUGGAAAAGAAGCUGUGA